ACCACUGUGCGACCCUGUCCGGGCCCUUGAGCGAGCGUAACAACGUCCCCACCAUGGCUGCCCUACGUGUUACUUGUUCCUCUUCCCGCCUGGUUACGCCCCUUAGGGGAGUCCUACCAAGCCCCUGCGCCGGCCUAGCAACAUCCUCAGCCAUGAGGACAAAGAUAGGAAAUUUGAAGAUAAAGAAGAGUGGCAAAGAUGGCGUCAGAAAGAAGCAUACAUUUGGGGAGCUGGAGGUGCCCAACAGCAAGUACUAUGGGGCUCAAACUGUACGAUCCGUCAUGAACUUCCCCAUUGGUGGAGAAACGGAACGAAUGCCGUUGCCAGUGAUUAAGGCCUUUGGGGUACUGAAGAAGGCUGCAGCAGAGGUCAACCAGGAGUAUGGUCUUGAUCCCAAGAUAGCCGAUGCCAUUUCCAAAGCAGCUGACGAAGUGAUCAGCGGAGAACUCUAUGGGGAACAUUUCCCUCUUGUCAUCUGGCAGACUGGAUCUGGAACGCAGUCCAACAUGAACACCAAUGAAGUAAUUGCCAACCGUGCAAUUGAAUUGUUGGGAGGAGAACUAGGGUCAAAAUCACCUGUUCACCCCAAUGACCAUGUGAAUAAGAGUCAGAGUUCAAAUGAUACAUACCCAACUGCCAUGCACAUUGCAACUGCAGUUGAGAUUCACAACACGCUGUUGCCUGGCCUUGAAGCCUUGCAUAAGGCCUUGGAUGCGAAAGCCAAGGAGUAUGCAGACAUUGUAAAGAUUGGCCGCACUCACACGCAGGAUGCCACACCCCUAACUCUUGGCCAAGAGUUCAGUGGCUAUGCACAGCAAAUUGAGUUUGGCAUUCAGCGUGUGAAGGCCUGUCUCCCACGCGUCUACAUGCUGGCUGCUGGAGGAACUGCUGUGGGCACAGGUCUCAACACCAGGGUUGGGUUUGCAGAGAAGGUGGCUGCAAAGGUCUCACAGCUUACCGGCCUGCCCUUCGAGACUGCUCCGAACAAGUUUGAGGCCCUGGCUGCCCAUGACGCCAUGGUUGAGGUCUCGGGCGCUCUUAACGUUAUUGCUUGCUCCAUCAUGAAGAUUGCCAACGACAUCCGCUUCCUUGGCUCUGGCCCGCGCUGUGGUCUGGGAGAGCUCUCCCUGCCAGAGAAUGAGCCAGGGUCUUCCAUUAUGCCAGGCAAGGUCAACCCAACCCAGUGCGAGGCCAUCACCAUGGUUGCAGCUCAGGUUAUGGGCAACCACGUGGCAGUGACAGUGGGUGGCUCCAAUGGACACUUCGAGCUUAAUGUUUUCAAGCCCAUGAUGGUUGCCAAUGUGCUGAGGUCCAUUCGGCUGCUUGGGGACAGCUGUCAUGCUUUCGUCAAUAACUGUGUUGUUGGCAUUACAGCAAACCAGGAACGUAUUGACAAGCUCCUCCAUGAGUCACUUAUGUUGGUGACUGCCCUCAACCCUCACAUUGGUUACGACAAGGCUGCAAAGAUUGCCAAGACUGCACAUAAGGAAGGCUCAACGCUCAAGGCCACAGCACUUAAGCUUGGCUACUUGACGGAGGAAGAAUUUGACAAGUGGGUUAGACCUGAAGAUAUGCUGGGACCUAAGUAAAAGACCGUAAGAACAGCGAAAGUGAGCAUAUAUUCAGGUACUUGUAUGAUCUACACACUCAGCAAAGAGAAUUAAAAGAGAUGAUGGAUCAAGAUGGGAGAGCCAUGGUUAUAAGAACAUAUACAUAGUUGCAUAUAGUUUUGUAAAUUUGCACAUCAUAAAACAGUGUUUGAAAAAGGACUUUUAUGUGAAAGAAUUUUUUUUUUAAUGCUCAAAAUUCUGUAUUGUUUUAUAAUAUAUGACAAUUUGUUCAGGUUGUAAAAUAAAAUGGUGUUUUGACUCCAAGGAAGUCUUCGAUGGUGUACAUAGGAUAUCUUUAUAACGAUAUUGGAGUAUGAAAUCCCUAUUUUGUUGCAUAAAUAAUAAAUUGAAAAAUGGUA
Molecule: messenger RNA, 1969 nt
Organism: Penaeus monodon (black tiger shrimp)
Lineage: Eukaryota; Metazoa; Arthropoda; Malacostraca; Decapoda; Penaeidae
Product: fumarate hydratase, mitochondrial-like
Biological process (GO): malate metabolic process; fumarate metabolic process; tricarboxylic acid cycle
Cellular component (GO): tricarboxylic acid cycle heteromeric enzyme complex; mitochondrion
Molecular function (GO): fumarate hydratase activity
Source: RefSeq, a predicted model, not a curated record